Messenger RNA from Myotis davidii, 628 nucleotides. RefSeq names its product charged multivesicular body protein 4C (gene CHMP4C). The transcript has 4 exons. Gene Ontology annotation, biological process: vesicle budding from membrane; late endosome to vacuole transport via multivesicular body sorting pathway. The record is from RefSeq and is a predicted model, not a curated record. Lineage: Eukaryota; Metazoa; Chordata; Mammalia; Chiroptera; Vespertilionidae. The annotation marks the transcript as partial. Gene Ontology annotation, cellular component: ESCRT III complex; multivesicular body; cytoplasmic side of plasma membrane.
CUUCUUCCUUGUUUAGCUGCGUUGCAGGCACUAAAGAGAAAGAAGAGGUUGGAGAAGCAGCUCUCGCAGAUCGAUGGCACCCUGUCCACCGUCGAGUUCCAGCGAGAGGCCCUGGAGAACGCGCACACCAACACCGAGGUGCUGAGGAGCAUGGGCCUGGCGGCCAAGGCCAUGAGAGCGGCCCAUGAGAACAUGGAUUUGAACAAAAUAGACGAUUUGAUGCAAGAAAUCACAGAGCAGCAGGACGUCGCCCAAGAAAUCUCCGAGGCAUUUUCUCAGCGCACUGGGUUCGGCGAGGACUUCGAUGAGGAUGAGCUGAUGGCGGAACUGGAAGAACUGGAGCAGGAAGAAUUAAAUAAGAAGAUGACAAACAUCCGGCUUCCGAAUGUGCCUUCCUCCUCCCUCCCGGCGCAGCCAGACCCAACGCCCGGCUCCUCGGCCCCGGCCGCUAGGCCCCGAGCAGCACCUUCCCGGCGGGCAGGCGGAGAGGACGAGGACCUCAAGCACCUGGCAGCGUGGGCCUCCUAACUGGGAGGGAGCUGUUCUGACGCCUAAAUCUACGAGCUGUACAUAAGACAUAAACAAUAUUUUUGCCAAGUUCAGAAGUGAGCAGAGGCCCCGUUUUAUA